Messenger RNA from Pseudovirgaria hyperparasitica, 1291 nucleotides. RefSeq lists its product as uncharacterized. Bases 245 to 1009 code for a protein of 254 amino acids. The record is from RefSeq and is a predicted model, not a curated record. The transcript has a single exon. NCBI's taxonomy places the organism in Eukaryota, Fungi, Ascomycota, Dothideomycetes, Acrospermales, Acrospermaceae.
CUACAUCACAUACUUACAUACACACAUAUACACACACACGCCCGCCCUACAUACACACAUAUACACCAUCACCACUGCUGCCUCUCCUUUCAUCAAUCACAUCAUUCCACCUCUGCUCUGUCUCACGCCUCUUAUACACACCUUUUCUUCCUGACACAGCCCUACGCAAUCAUCACUACACUCUAUAGUCAUUGUCCACCCUUUACCUCUUCACCAUCCAUCCAACCAAUGCAUCUCGCCUAACAUGACCACCCUUUCUCCAAUCCACCACCACCCUCAUCAUCAUCAUCAGCACCAUCAUCACGUCGUUGAAUCCAUGGAGCCUGUUGAUACCAACAUGGCUCAGGCCAGCUACGACCACGACAAUGGACAUGGUACGUCGAGCCUUUUCUCUCUCUCUCUCUCUCUCUCUCUCUCUUCUUCUUAUUCUUCUUCCUCUUGCUUUGCUUGCCUCCCUUGUCGUACAAUCGAUUGCUGCUCCAGGAAAAGUAAUCCCUCCUCGCCUUCUGUACAUCACUUCCACUUCUUCGCGCGCACACGCCACCUGCACUACACCGUGUACCCAAACAUGCGCAGGCCAUCACUCUGCCCUCCUGUCUUGUCCUACUCCCUCACAUCCAGCUCUCCAGCUCUCCAUCUUUCUGCUACUCGUCCAUCAGCAUUCAGCUAUCGCUCCAGUCCAGCCCAAGCAUCCUACCGCUUUGGCUCUCGGCACCAUGCCUCUCUGACACUGGCCCUCGUACAAUCAGUUCAAUCUACCGCUUUCUGUGUCUCCUUCUCGUCCUGCUAUCCGCUGCCCUAUACUCUCCCUCUAUACACAUACCCAUGCUUCACCACUUCUUUAUCUGCUGCUCUCCUCCCCCUUACUGCACUGUCUUGUAACCUCUCCACUACUGCUCCCAUUACAUGCCUCCCGCCUUGUCCCUUGCUUCCCCCUUCCCCCAAUCCACUUGCCUCUACGAACCAUGUCUUUCCAUUCGAACUUGAAUUUUGCUCCUCUCAACAUUGAUUGGCAUGAUGGGCUGACCUUUUCGCCCCUGCUCACGCCCUUGAACCCGCCACCACCACAAGUCCCGCCGUCCCAGCUGUACCAGCGCUUCAUUCCUCCGGAGAGUAGUCUUGGUCACCUGACUCGGCGGGACAGCAUGGUUGGUGCCGGUCGGGGUUGUGAGCCUGUAGGGCGUUGGACCUCAACAGCUUCCGAAUCAAACAGCUCAAGAAGUCCGCUAGCAACCUUUGGGUUCUUCAAAAAUCUUACCGGCGAAAAGAAGACGACUCGAGGUCAGACGUC